CGGCCGCAGCUCGGUGACUGCAGGUUAACAUGGGAUCUGAACAGGCCGCGGCUCAGUCUCAUACCUGUCGGUUCGUUUGACAGAGAAACGCGUUAAUGAGAACAGCUAAUGAACCUGCUGUGUUCAGGGAGAGGAGGAGAGAAGCAAACAGUGCUGGCAGCAACGUGUUUGCUCAGGACAGCAGAUGUUUCGACAGAAAGAAUCAUCACAUGUGACAACGGCAGCAACGUCCAGCGUCUAAGCUGUGAGAUUGGAGUGAUCAGGGUGCAGUCAGCUCUGUACGGACGCGCAGACAGACAGACCUGCAGUGAGGGAAGACCUCCACAGCAGCUUACCAAUACAAAGUGCUCUCAGCAGGGGACUGUGGACAACCUGAGGACAAGGUGUGAUGGUAAGAGAGUGUGUGAACUAAACACUGACGUGGUCCGAACCUCUGAUCCCUGCCCCGGCACCUUUAAAUAUCUGGAGACCAACUACACCUGCUUCCCAGCGAAUCACCUGGUUGUGUGCGAGCACUCUUUGGCGCAGCUGCACUGUGACGAGGGGCAGGUUAUACAGGUGUACGGUGCUGAUUACGGACGCCAUGAUCAGACCACGUGCUCUUACAGACGUCCUGCCUCUAAAGUCCAAAACGUCUAUUGCUCCCGUCCCACGAGCAAAGUGGCUGAAAGCUGUAACGGGAAAAACAGCUGCACGGUCCAAGCAAGCAACUCGGUGUUUGGAGACCCGUGUGUCGGGACCUUCAAGUACCUGCAGGUGGCUUAUGUAUGUCAGUGUAAUUUGCACUGCGACGAACGGGACCUGGGUGACAUCUCCACGCUGGCCGACUCUUCGGUCGUGGAGCAGCUCUUCCAGAACAGAUGCUGCGCCGCCGUGCCGACCCAGCAGCAUAAAUACAGGUGCAUCCGUCCCAUCUACAGCCAGUGCCACCGUUCACCUGCCAGAGAAACCAUGCUCCGCCUCAGACUCAGCAGCACACUGUUGCUGGCAGCAACGUGUUUGCUCAGGACAGCAGAUGUUUCGACAGAAAGAAUCAUCACAUGUGACAACGGCAGCAACGUCCAGCGUCUAAGCUGUGAGAUUGGAGUGAUCAGGGUGCAGUCAGCUCUGUACGGACGCGCAGACAGACAGACCUGCAGUGAGGGAAGACCUCCACAGCAGCUUACCAAUACAAAGUGCUCUCAGCAGGGGACUGUGGACAACCUGAGGACAAGGUGUGAUGGUAAGAGAGUGUGUGAACUAAACGCAGACGUGGUCCGAACCUCUGAUCCCUGCCCCGGCACCUUUAAAUAUCUGGAGACCAACUACACCUGCUUCCCAGCGAAUCACCUGGUUGUGUGCGAGCACUCUUUGGCGCAGCUGCACUGUGACGAGGGGCAGGUUAUACAGGUGUACGGUGCUGAUUACGGACGCCAUGAUCAGACCACGUGCUCUUACAGACGUCCUGCCUCUAAAGUCCAAAACGUCUAUUGCUCCCGUCCCACGAGCAAAGUGGCUGAAAGCUGUAACGGGAAAAACAGCUGCACGGUCCAAGCAAGCAACUCGGUGUUUGGAGACCCGUGUGUCGGGACCUUCAAGUACCUGCAGGUGGCUUAUGUAUGUCAGUAUCCUGGCUGAACAUGUCGAUCACAGUUCUAUCAGUAAAAUAAUCCUCAGAAUUCACUCAGCUUAAUGUUUAAUCACCCUGUGAUCAGGUUUAAUGACUUUAAUCAGGAAACAAAUGGAACUGUAAAACUUUGAUUUCUCUCUUCUGCACUUGUUUUAGUUGAAUUUAAUUUGGAUUUGUUUUUAUUAUACUGUGGUUAGAUUCAGAUUCAGAGAACUUUAUUUGUUUCUGGGGGCAGUUUAAGACACAAUGAGGAGCAUGAGGUGGAAAACAAGACACUUAAAAAAA
Messenger RNA from Toxotes jaculatrix (banded archerfish), 1894 nucleotides. Its product is annotated as rhamnose-binding lectin-like. The record is from RefSeq and is a predicted model, not a curated record. Lineage: Eukaryota; Metazoa; Chordata; Actinopteri; Toxotidae. Bases 109 to 1617 code for a protein of 502 amino acids. Gene Ontology annotation, molecular function: carbohydrate binding. The transcript has 18 exons.